Colletotrichum karsti is the source of this 1953-nucleotide messenger RNA. RefSeq names its product SART-1 family protein. Gene Ontology annotation, cellular component: U4/U6 x U5 tri-snRNP complex. Lineage: Eukaryota; Fungi; Ascomycota; Sordariomycetes; Glomerellales; Glomerellaceae. Gene Ontology annotation, biological process: maturation of 5S rRNA; mRNA cis splicing, via spliceosome. The record is from RefSeq and is a predicted model, not a curated record. The coding region runs from base 1 to 1953 and encodes 650 amino acids. The transcript is spliced from 2 exons.
AUGGACGCGGCCACGAUCGAAGAGACGAACCGCAUUCGCGUGUCCCUGGGCAUGAAGCCCUUGCCUGUGCCUGGGCAAGCACCAGUCGCUCAACCCGACCGAUCUGCAUCCGACGACGAAGAAGCGCCAAGCACCCUCGAGAGCCGCCAGGCGCAAUCAUAUGACAACUACAACAAAGUGCGCGAGGCCGAGGCCGCGAAGCGCAAACGGGAGGAGCGAGCGGCGGCACUGAAGAAAGAGAGAGAUGCGGCGCAGCGCUUCGCAGCCUUGGAAGGAAAGGGACUUGGCGAGGCCGAUGAGGGUGGCGACGUGGAUGCCAAAGCAUGGUUGAAGGCACAGAAGAAGCGACAGAAGGCCAUCGAUAAGGCGAGAAAGUUGGAGGAGGAGCAGGCCGCCGCCGAGGCGGCUGCGCUCGCGGCUGUUGAGUACUCUUCGAAGGACCUUGCUGGUGUGAAGGUCGCGCACGAGCUGGACAACUUCCUUGACGGCGAUGAACAGAUCCUGACGCUGAAGGAUUCAACAAUCGACCAAAACGAAGAGGAUGGCGACGAGCUGGAGAACUUGGACCUGAAGGCGAGAGAAAAGCUGCAGGAGAACCUGGAUUUGAAGAAGAAGAAGCCGGCAUACGACGCGCAUGCGACAGACGAAGACGGCGAGCGAGGUAUUUUGUCGCAAUACGAUGACGAGAUCUACGGCAAGCAGGGCAAAAAGUUUACGCUCAAUGGCUCUGGCGCGAUCGCAGAGUUGGGCGACAUCCUGGGCCAGGCUUCAGAAAAGUCAAAGAUGCUGAAGAGUAUUAACCUUGACGAUAUCGUCCAGGACGCCCCCACUUCAGAUUAUCUCGACAUCUCCGAGAUCAAAGUCAAGAAGCCAAAAAAGAAGAAGUCCAAGUCUACCAGGCAGAAGCCUGUUGACGAGGACGACAUCUUCCCCGUUGACACGGCAGCAGCUAACGACGACUUUAUGGAUGUCGAUUCCGGCGCAGCUAUUAACAAGAAGAAGCGUAAGGUCGAGGACGACACUUUCGUCGAUGAUGAGGACUUGCAGGCAUCCCUAGCCAUUCAGCGCAAGAACGCGCUGAAGAAGAGAAAGAAGACUCGUCCCGAGGAUAUUGCGCGACAGCUGAAAGAGCAAGCUGAAGAACCAGAAAACGAAGCUCAUGGCGGCGUCGUAAUUGACGAGAUUUCUGAGUUCGUAUCAGCGUUGAAGAAGCCCGACGAGGAAGAGCAGAAGCCGAAGAAGUCCAAGAUGGCAGAAGAAUUCGCAACAGCCAUGGACGAUGACGACGACUCCGACAAGGACGAAGACCACCCUAUGGGCGAUGCACAGCCAGAAGGGGACGACUCUGCCAACAGGACAAGAGGAGUUUCUGAAGAUAUUGCCACGACGGGAGUCGACGAAGAAAAGACGAUCAACACAGGAAUUGGCUCCGCCUUGGCGUUGCUAAGAGAACGUGGCAUUCUUAAAGAUUCUCACGGGGCCGAGCUAAACAUGAGCGAUAGGCAGAGAGCCGAGUUCCUGGCGGAGAAGCGGCGUCUCGAGAAAGAGCAAGAGGACCGUGCCAGGAUGCAGCGUGAGCGUGACAGAAACAGUGGCCGGCUCGACACCAUGUCUGUCAGAGACAGGGAAGAACGCGCCAGACAGGCCAACGCGCACCGCGAGCUGCAAUCAUCCCGCCUCGUGGACGACCUUUUCAAGAAGCACUACAAGCCCACUGUGGAACUCAAGUACACAGACGAACACGGCAGAAGCCUGGAUCAGAAGGAGGCCUUCAAGCACAUGAGUCACCAGUUCCACGGCAAGGGCAGUGGCAAGGGCAAGACCGACAAGCGACUCAAGAAGAUCGAGGAUGAGAAGCGACGCGAGUCUCAGAGUGUCCUUGAUGCGAGCGAGAACGCGAACAUGAGUUCGUCGGCGGCGAAGCGGCGCGAGGCCGGUGUUCGAUUACAAUAA